AAACAUCCAAUGACAUGAUCACCUCUGUACUCUCUUUCAGGAACUAUCUGUCUUGUGCAUGUGUAGAUCUUACAGUAGUGGCAAGGCUACAGUAGUGCUGACACCAAAGGACAUGUUUGUUUGGACUGGAAUAUCCUGCAGCAGGAUACUGACUUCUACUUUGUACAAGACACUUUUUACCAGGAAAGUACAUUUAAUUUCACUUGUAGACAGAGCAGUCCCUCUACCUUUGUGUACCAGAAGAAUAGCACCAGUGCAGCUCUACCCAAAGAGAACUAUGUCCAUGUACCAAGGAGGUGGGUCGAACAAUCAGGAAGAUGGCGGUGUCCGUGUUAUUGACAUGCGCAGCGACACCAUCACCAAGCCUACACCAGCCAUGCGCCAGGCAAUGGCUGAGGCUGAGGUAGGAGAUGAUGUAUAUGGGGAGGACCCUACUGUAAAUGCUCUGCAGGAAAAGGUUGCUAAACUGUUUGGAAUGGAGGCAGCCCUGUUUGUUCCCACUGGAACCAUGGGAAACUUCUGCUCUAUCAUGGCCCACUGCUGGGAGCGUGGGUCUGAGAUGCUGCUAGGAGACUGUGCUCACAUCUUUAUUUAUGAACAGGGUGGAUCUGCACAGUUGGGAGGCAUCCACCCCAGGACAGUCAGGAACAAACCAGACGGUACGUUUGACCUUGGCGAGGUGGAGUCCAAGAUCAGGACCAGUGACCCCCACCUGCCCAUCACCCGCCUCAUCUGUGUGGAGAACACACAGAACAUCUGUGGUGGGAGGGUGCUACCUCUCAGCUUUCUACAAGAGCUGCGAAGUCUUGCUGACAGACACAAACUUCUGGUCCAUAUGGAUGGGGCUCGACUGAUGAAUGCUGCCACAGCACUGAAUGUGCCACCUAGUGAAAUCCUGCAGUACUGCGACUCUGUCAGCAUGUGCCUGUCUAAGGGCCUGGGUGCUCCAGUUGGCUCUGUCAUAGGUGGCAAGAAAGACUUCAUAGCAAGGUGCGUGCGGCUGCGGAAGGUGCUGGGUGGUGGCAUGCGGCAGGCAGGUGUUCUCGCUGCAGCUGGUCUCCUGGCCAUCACAGAUGGCGCUGCCAGACUGCACCAGGAUCACGACAAUGCCAGGACCAUUGCAGAGGGAAUCCACAGCAUGGACCCAUCAGUGUUACAGAUCGACCUGAAUGCUGUGCAGAGUAACAUCAUUGUGUUUGAGCUUGUGUCACACGCCGUGACCCCCGGCCAGUUCUGUGAGAUGUUAAACACCUACGACCCCAGUGACAGCCUAGACGUGAACGUCCGUGUCCCAAUGUACCCUACGGAUUUCAAACGUGGGAUUCGAUGUGUCACCCAUCAUCACAUCAAUGCAGAAGAUGCCCAGCUUGUGCUGAAAAAAUUCCGGGUUGUUGUAAACAGUAUGGCUGGUAUGGCAAAGAAGAUGAAGAUUACUGAUAAAUAAUCAUAAAUAAAAAUACCAGCUAGAAAACUGUCAUAAAUGAUCAUAUAUGGAAAUAGAAAACUGUCUCAAAUGAUCAUAAAUACUAAAUUAAAAAUAGAA
Branchiostoma belcheri (Belcher's lancelet) is the source of this 1543-nucleotide messenger RNA. RefSeq names its product probable low-specificity L-threonine aldolase 2. Lineage: Eukaryota; Metazoa; Chordata; Leptocardii; Amphioxiformes; Branchiostomatidae. Gene Ontology annotation, biological process: glycine biosynthetic process; L-threonine catabolic process. Gene Ontology annotation, molecular function: L-allo-threonine aldolase activity. Gene Ontology annotation, cellular component: cytosol. The coding region runs from base 59 to 1444 and encodes 461 amino acids. The transcript has 8 exons. The record is from RefSeq and is a predicted model, not a curated record.